CGGGGAAGAGAAGACUGCUGCCCCGGAGGGGUUGAAAGGAAAGAUCCAAUAUCCCCUCACUCUGCCGCACCCCAUAAAGGAAUCCUGGUUCCCUGAGGCGCUCAUCCCAGCUCAGGUUGUCCCCGGGAGCGAGCAGGGGCGACAGUCAGCCAGUACCCGGUGGGGAGGGGACAGUGGCUGGGGCCGCCUCUCUGCUCUCCAGCACCCUCCUCCACUUGCUGGGCGCGCUGCGCAGCCGCCAGCUCAGUGGAGGCGCGAGGAGCCCCGCAGGCUCCGGCGCAGCAGGAGGUGUGCGAAGUCGGGGUGCGGGGAUAGCUCGAAGCAGAAGAGGGAGAACGAGGGUGAGCACGCUGAGCAGCCGUGCGUGCGCUCUGCCCUGUGCCACAGGAUCGCCUAACGAAGCACAAGCCAGCAGGGUCUGAGUCCUGAGGACGUUGCUGCCACCCGGGCAUUCAGAGACCCAACCACAGAAUCUAGAGGUCGAAGCAGCCCCAAUCUGGGAUAGGCUCGGGACCCCGAGCGUUCCCGGGAAGAGCGGAGCCAAAACGUAGAUCCCAGACUCUGGAGGAAAAAGAAGUGUGGAUCCCGGAGCCGGCGUGUUUCAAGCCCCAGAGCUCUCAGGAUUGUCUGGAUUGCGCGCUUCGCCGCUGGACCGACACACCCCCCUUAGCUUCCUCGCCUUCCUCUUUGGGCGCCUCCUCACCUGCCCCGGAGGAACUUUCACCUGCAAAGGUGCAGGACAAAGCCACGCACCCGCACCCGGUGACCACCAUGCGCCUCAACAGCUCCGUGGUGCCGCAGGAUGCCCCUUUCUCGCGGUUGCAAUCUGGACUGGAGGCUAUGCUCCUGGCGCUUGGCUUGGGCAAUGGCUCUGGCAACACCUCGGAAUCCGUCCUGGCAGCGCCCAACAGCGACCUGGACGUGAACACUGACAUCUAUUCCAAGGUGCUGGUGACUGCUGUAUACCUGGCACUCUUUGUAGUGGGCACUGUAGGGAACUCAGUGACAGCCUUCACUCUGGCACGGAAGAAGUCACUACAGAGCCUGCAGAGCACUGUGCAUUAUCACUUGGGCAGCCUGGCCCUGUCUGACCUGCUCAUCCUGCUGCUGGCCAUGCCCGUGGAGCUGUACAAUUUCAUCUGGGUGCACCAUCCCUGGGCCUUUGGGGAUGCCGGCUGCCGUGGCUACUAUUUCCUUCGUGAUGCCUGCACCUAUGCCACAGCCCUCAAUGUGGCCAGCCUGAGCGUGGAAAGGUACAUGGCCAUCUGCCAUCCCUUCAAGGCCAAGACCCUCAUGUCCCGUAGCCGCACCAAGAAAUUCAUCAGUGCCAUAUGGCUAGCCUCAGGGCUGCUAGCUGUGCCCAUGCUCUUCACCAUGGGCCUGCAGAACCGCAGUGCCGAUGGCCAACACCCUGGUGGCCUGGUGUGCACACCCAUUGUGGACACAGCCACCGUCAAGGUCGUCAUCCAGGUUAACACCUUCAUGUCCUUUGUGUUCCCCAUGCUGGUCAUCUCCAUCCUAAACACUGUGAUCGCCAACAAACUGACAGUCAUGGUGCGCCAGGCCAACGAGCAAGGCGGGGUGUGCACUGUGGGCACCCAGAACAGCUCACAGCACAGCACAUUCAACAUGUCCAUCGAACCCGGUCGCGUGCAGGCCCUGCGCCACGGAGUCCUCGUCUUACGGGCUGUUGUCAUCGCCUUUGUGGUCUGCUGGCUGCCUUACCACGUACGACGACUCAUGUUUUGCUAUAUCUCGGAUGAGCAGUGGACGACGUUCCUUUUCGACUUCUACCACUACUUCUACAUGCUGACCAACGCCCUCUUCUACGUCAGCUCCGCCAUCAACCCCAUCCUCUACAACCUGGUCUCUGCCAACUUCCGCCAGGUCUUCCUGUCCACGCUGGCCUGCCUGUGUCCUGGGUGGCGGCGCCGGAAGAAGAGGCCGACAUUCUCCAGGAAGCCAAACAGCAUGUCCAGCAACCAUGCCUUCUCUACCAGCGCCACUCGGGAGACCGUGUACUAGGCCCUAGGGAGGCUGGGCUUGAGGCCUCAGCCUGUGCUCAGGGCAACACCCUCCCAGACCUCUGGGGGUUAGCCAGGGGUCAGUCUAAAUCGUGGCUGGUGAGCCCCUGGGGCACCCUGGAGAGCUUCUCUUUCCAGUUUCUCUUUCUUUUCUUCCAAAUCUGCCCACCCCCCUCCUCCCAGUUCCCUAUUCCUGCUCCCCAUCCCCCCUCCUACCUACCAUUUAAAAAGGAGAACAGAGGCUGUUUCUCUCCCUGCCCCCCAUAAGGCCUCUAACAAGAAGAAAUUAGCGCUCACCAAGGAUAGCCUCCUUUGUUCCCGGACUAAUGGAUGUUUAGAAAGAAGAAACAAAAGCGCUGGGACCGGGCCCUUGGGCAGACGGGAUGUUGCAAACAUAACGGCACCUUGUAGCUGCACCGGACGGGCCAGACGGCGACUGAAGCUGGACUUGGGCUCAACGUCCACAGGCCAAGGCUCCAUCGUAGCUUCCCCCUGCCUCCACUCCUGCCUGGUCCAGCAGAUUCUGUGGCUCUCUCCGAACCUCAUGCCCAGACCCUUUCCUUGGCAGGCCGGCACGUCACCUCUCCCAGAGUGCUCCAGGGAAUCCUGCAACGUUCCCCUUAAGGCUCAGGGCCCACAGCCGAAAGCUGAGAGGAUUCAGCUAUGGCCCACUAAAGAAAGCCAAGUUCUCACACGCUUGGGAAGGACAAAAGGGCUGGCCUGAGUGCAUACAGAGCUAGGACUCCCUCUGUUUCAGGCAUGUCCUCGCAGGGAUACUUGCACUGGGACCUUGGCCCCUUGGAUCUGGAGGAGGAUGGCAGAUGAGUGGGGCCCAGCCUCCCCUGUCCAGGUGACUUUGGUGGGGGGGGGGGGAUGCACACUCCUGUGUCUCUCACACAGCUGUACAGACUGAGGUCUGGCAGCUGCUGGCUUCAGGGCAGGGCUCCUGAGAAGGGCACUGAGCCAGGCCCUCAGCAGGAUGCCAGUGUCUGAGCCUCUGCAGGUAAGGAGAUGCCAAUCCCCCGGCAUCCAGCUGGCCAGCAGCCUGGACUGAGGCAUAUGCCAAUUUGUUACCAGCUGCCAAGCAGCCGCCCUGGCCCAGGUUCUAGGCGCCCAGAAAAGCAGGCACCCUUCAUCUCUGGGAGCUGUCUCCAAACAAGACAGAACCAUCUAGCCUCCAGCCAAGAAAGUUGGCUGAGUGCUUGGAGACGGUCCCAGGAUGCCCUGGACCAGCAGGGCAGGAGUAGCGGGAGAGCCAGAGAGCCAAGCUCAGCCUUUUGCAAAAGAGUCCUGGGCCCCAUUGUCUGGAAAAGAAAUGAAUAGAUGGUAACUGGUUUGCGUGAACAGUACUACCAUGGGACAUGGGAGGCCUAGUCACAGCCCAGGGCUAGCCUCUACUCCCUGUGGCCUAUAAGACAAUGGGUUGAAUGUUGGGGUAUGUGUGGUCCCCCAGAUAUAGCCACUCUGCUACUUGAACCCCACAAAACACCACUGCCAAUAUCAUGACCUCUCGGGUAAUCAAAGGCAGGGUCUGGGUGAGUCAGGCUCAUGGGUGACAACAGGAAGGUAUGAUCAUCCCAGAGGAGGCCUCUCACCCAAGAACUGUCUACAUGGGAGCCCCUCCCAGCCCUGUGGAGCCAUCUUGCCCAGUGAGUGGGUCACAAGCCAGUGCUUCUUCAGGAGGGUUUGGACUUAUACCAGGCAGCCCAACCCCAGGCCCCUAUCCUGGGUUCCCAGACCGUGGGCAAGCUGUUCUUCUGAGCCCCAUUUCCUCAUCUUGGGCUAUCUGGGACUGUCUUGAAGUAAACACAAGUGAGAUAACUCUGAGCCUCCCAGAAACGCUGUGGCUGUCACCAGAAGUCUUUGCUGUGGUAGUUAGCCUCUCGUCUGUGUGCUUGAUGUAGUUAGGGACGUGUGUCCGUUCACCGCAAGAUGUACCUGUGACCUUGGCUUGGUAUCCUCAGCUCUGGGCCAAGUCAGGAUGGAAAUAGUUCUAGAGGCUGGCCUUGGUGUCCUGGGUCACAAAUGCAGAGUCUCACCAGCCCCGCAGUGAUGUGGACACAGGGGCUGUGCUCCCAAACUUAUGUCAGAAUGGUCCCCAUCCCACCACACUGUAAUCAAAGAACACCCCCCCAUAGAGAAUAAAGGAAGCUGUGAAUACCCA
Mesocricetus auratus (golden hamster) is the source of this 4188-nucleotide messenger RNA. It is a transcript of the gene Ntsr1, whose product is annotated as neurotensin receptor 1. Bases 772 to 2025 code for a protein of 417 amino acids. Gene Ontology annotation, molecular function: G protein-coupled neurotensin receptor activity. Gene Ontology annotation, cellular component: plasma membrane. NCBI's taxonomy places the organism in Eukaryota, Metazoa, Chordata, Mammalia, Rodentia, Cricetidae. The transcript is spliced from 4 exons. Gene Ontology annotation, biological process: neuropeptide signaling pathway. The record is from RefSeq and is a predicted model, not a curated record.